This is a messenger RNA of Juglans microcarpa x Juglans regia, 8116 nucleotides long. Its product is annotated as protein CHROMATIN REMODELING 4-like. Lineage: Eukaryota; Viridiplantae; Streptophyta; Magnoliopsida; Fagales; Juglandaceae. The record is from RefSeq and is a predicted model, not a curated record. Gene Ontology annotation, molecular function: histone binding; chromatin binding; ATP hydrolysis activity. Gene Ontology annotation, biological process: chromatin remodeling; negative regulation of transcription by RNA polymerase II. Gene Ontology annotation, cellular component: chromatin; nucleus.
CCUGCAUUCUUUUUAUAUUCAGUAGCAGUGAUCCUCAUCAUCAAACAUGUCAAUCUAUUACCUGCUUUUCAUGGAAGGGAGGAAAAAAAGAAGGGACUAAUGCACAUUCAUCAAACUGCUAUUUUUGUUGGCUGGGACUCUGAAUGGGUAAUAGCCAUGGAAAUGGGGCUAUAGAAUUGUCUGCAAAGUGUAGCAGAACAGGAAGAAAAAAGAGAGAUAGAGAGAGGAAACAAUAAAACCUGCUGCAAAUGGAAAGGUUGAAUAACUAAAAAUAUCAGUAAAAACACAGCAGCUCCAGAAAACACGAUGGCGGCUGCUUGAGAAAAGAAAGAAGGCAAGAGAGAACGAGAGACUCAUAUUUCCUCUAUUUCUCUCAUCCUCUGUAGUAUAGGGAGACUCGGGGAGGAGAGAAAAGCAAACAGAAGAGAGGAUGAGGAAAAGGAAAAGGAAGAUGGGGAAUGAUGGGGAGAGAGCAAGAAGAGAGAGGACAUAAGAGAGUCGUCGUUUGCCACGUGGCGAGGUCUGACUGGUUGAGUGCUUUGGGCUUCAACAACAUACAGCAACAACAACACCAACACCAACACCAACUCUCUCUCUCUCUCUCUCUCUCUCUCUGCUGCCGUGUCAGAGCGUAACCCCGUCCUAUGACCCCGGCGAAUCCGUAUUUGUAUGCUUCUCUUUCUCCAUCUAUUUAUUCGUUUGUCGCCCACUCUUUCUCUCUCUCUCUCGUAUUCACUCACCAUCAUCUAUCUCCGAGCUUCCAUACCCUAACCUAUUUCUUUCUCGUCCUCGCACUAUCUCUGAAUCCAAGACAAUAUUUCUCUAUAUUGUUCUUUGAUCCGUUUAUUUGAUUGAAACAGAACAUCUUUACCUUGCAGCAAAAUCCUGUCCAGAAGCUCUAACUAAUCAAGUAUCAACCUUAUUGUGAAUGCAAAAUUUACUUCUGUAACUUUUAACCACCCAUGUAUGACCCAGGUUGAGAGAUGAAGGAAAAUGGUUCAUCAACUAGUAAAAUGAUUAACAGAAACUGGGUCUUGAAGCGUAAACGGAGAAAGCUGCCUUGUGGAACAGUUCUAGCCAACAGUAAAGAAGAUAGUUUGUUGGUAUCAGAAUCCCGAAAGAAUACUUCUUUGGUUAAACACGAGCUGAAGAGUGAAAUUAGGUCUGAGCGAUUUUCAUCCAAGAAGAAAGGGAAUGAUGGGUAUUACUUUGAAUGCGUUGUCUGUGAUCUUGGCGGCAACUUGUUGUGUUGUGAUAGUUGUCCCCAGACCUAUCAUCUCCAGUGCCUCAAUCCACCUCUCAAGCGCAUACCAAUGGGAAAGUGGCAAUGUCCAAAGUGCUGUCAGAAAAGUGAUCCUUUAAAGCCCAUAAGCCAACCUGAUACCAUUUCAAAACGGGCAAGAACAAAAAUGGUCACUGGAAAAUCAAAAAGUGGAAUGCAAUCAUCUGACAUUAACAAAGUAUCCCAGAUUUUUGGAAGCUCCAUUAUUGCGAAGAGAAGAUCCUCCAGCAAAGGAAAAUCUGUCAGACUCCUUGAACAGAAACCUAUCUCUUCCCGAAUAGAUGUAUCCUAUAGCACCAAGCCAAGCCAUCAAUCCCUUGCUUUGCUAGAAGGUGGUUCAUCAUGUGUGAAUGUUGAUGAUGAGGAUAAAUCUAAUAAAUCUUCUAUGGACUCUCCUGCAGACAGGAAGUCAACCUCUCCUGCUAAGGAAAUUUCAUCUCAUUCUAAAGUUACAAAUCCAGAAACAACUGAUGAAGAUCCUGAGGGGAAGCUUGAUUUGUCUGGUAACAAUAAAUCUCCUGAAAAAACACUUGUUCUUGCAAUAAGUGCUGCUACCAUGGAACAUAGAAAAAGAAAACAGAAAGUCGAUGAUAAUAACAGCCAAAAGAAGUGUAGGACUGAUAAUGGAAAAUUUAAAGUUAGCACAUCUAAGAAACGCGGAUCCAAAGCAAGUAAUGCAAGCCCUGGAACUAGUAAAUCACAUCAGAAGCGCAAGUCUGUUAACGAUGGGGCUUCCACUGCUUUGUCAAAGGAAGGUCUUGGAACAAAGAUCUUAGAUGUGCGGAGGAAAGAUGAGAAACUUCCUCAGGAAGCAACUAAACUGUCACAUGAAUUAAACAAGGCAGAUAAUGUGAACAGAGCAGUAAUUUCUGGAGAAAGCAUCCUCACUGAACCUUUGCAGGUCGAUCGAGUUCUUGGGUGUCGAGUUCGAGAAAACCAAAACAGAGUAUCGGAAGAAAAUUCUGUUUGUGAUACUGAUUUAGAUGUAGCAGCUGGGGAAAAUCUUACUGACGGUUGUCAGAAUAUUGUUGUGAGUCUUGAUAAGGAAGGAAGUGUGAAGACUGAAAUGAAAGUGGAUAAAAUGCAUGUAUACAGAAGAUCUGCAACCAGAGAAUGUAAAAAAGGGCAAAACAUGAGAUUUUUACAAAAGGACAUCAAGGAUUCAAAUUCUAGUGCUGCAGAUAAAGAUCAAGAUGAAGUAAUUACUGAAGAUUUGGAAAAACCAAAUGAAAAGAUGGUUACAGAGAAGAAUACAUCACCUAAUUUGAGAGAUCCUGACAAUGAUGAAGUUCCAAAAAUUUGGGAAACACAUGUAUUUAAUGAAACCAAAGAUCACAACCAAGCUGAUUUAGAAAUGGAAAUAAAAAUUUCUGGAGAGAACAAAAUUCAGGAGGCCACACAGGCUGAAACUGCAUGCGUUGAUCAAGAUACGGUAUUGUAUGAGUUCUUAAUUAAGUGGGUAGGGAAGUCUCAUAUUCACAAUAGUUGGAUUUCUGAAUCUGAGCUCAAAGUUCUGGCAAAGAGAAAAUUAGAAAAUUACAAGGCAAAAUAUGGGAUAGCUGUAAUAAACAUCUGCGAGGAACACUGGAAGCAGCCCCAGCGGGUGAUUGCUCUCCGUAAUUUCAAAGAUGGUAGGCGUGAAGCUUUUGUAAAAUGGACAGGCCUCCCUUAUGACGAAUGCACUUGGGAAACAUUGGAUGAACCUGCACUUCAAAAAUGUUUGCACCUGAUUGAUCUGUUUAACCAAUUCGAAUGCCAAACAUUGGAGAAAGAUUCUUCUAAGGAUGCUUCACGAAGAGGAAAGGGUGAUUGUCAACAAAAUGAGAUAGUUACUCUCCCAGAGCAACCUAAGGAACUAAAAGGAGGUUCAUUGUUUCCCCAUCAACUUGAAGCGCUCAAUUGGUUGCGUAAAUGCUGGCAUAAAUCCAAGAAUGUGAUACUUGCUGAUGAAAUGGGGCUUGGAAAAACAGUAUCUGCUUGUGCUUUUAUUUCAUCUCUGUAUUUUGAGUUCAAAGCUACUCUGCCUUGUUUAGUGUUGGUCCCGCUCUCCACAAUGCCUAACUGGCUUGCUGAAUUUUCCUUGUGGGCCCCCAACUUGAAUGUUGUGGAGUAUCAUGGAUGUGCAAAAGCAAGAGCCACAAUUCGCCAAUAUGAGUGGUAUGCUUGUGAUCCAAGUGACUUGAAUAAGAAAACAGCUGCCUAUAAAUUUAAUGUUCUUUUAACUACAUAUGAGAUGGUUCUUGCUGAUUCCUCUCAUUUGCGUGGAGUUCCUUGGGAAGUUCUUGUGGUUGAUGAAGGCCACCGUCUGAAGAAUUCUGGAAGUAAGCUUUUUAGCAUGCUCAAUACGUUCUCGUUUCAACAUCGUGUACUGUUGACUGGUACACCUCUUCAAAACAAUAUCGGUGAGAUGUAUAACUUGCUUAACUUCUUGCAGCCAGCUUCAUUUCCUUCUCUCUCUUCAUUUGAAGAGAGGUUUAAUGAUCUUACAACUGCGGAAAAAGUGGAAGAAUUGAAGAAACUUGUUGCUCCACAUAUGCUUCGAAGGCUUAAAAAGGAUGCAAUGCAAAAUAUUCCCCCCAAGACUGAACGGAUGGUUCCUGUUGAGUUGUCAUCCAUUCAAGCAGAAUACUAUCGUGCGAUGCUGACAAAGAACUAUCAGAUAUUGCGGAAUGUUGGGAAAGGGGUUCCCCAGCAAUCAAUGCUAAAUAUUGUGAUGCAGUUGAGAAAAGUUUGCAAUCACCCAUAUCUCAUUCCCGGUACUGAACCUGAUUCUGGUUCGGUAGAAUUUCUUCAUGAAAUGCGGAUAAAAGCCUCAGCCAAGUUGACUUUGUUGCAUGCUAUGCUUAAGAUUCUAUACAAGGAAGGCCAUCGAGUCCUUAUUUUCUCACAGAUGACCAAACUUCUUGAUAUCCUCGAAGAUUAUCUGACUAUAGAAUUUGGGUCUAAAACAUAUGAGAGAGUGGAUGGCUCUGUCUCAGUGGCUGAUCGUCAAUCUGCAAUUGCACGCUUUAACCAAGAUAAAAGUCGAUUCGUCUUCUUGUUGUCAACACGCUCUUGUGGCCUUGGGAUCAAUUUGGCAACUGCCGACACUGUCAUUAUCUAUGAUUCUGAUUUCAAUCCGCAUGCUGAUAUUCAAGCUAUGAAUCGUGCUCAUCGAAUUGGACAGUCAAAGAGACUUUUGGUAUAUCGACUUGUAGUUCGUGCUAGUGUUGAAGAGCGCAUCUUGCAGCUUGCAAAGAAGAAACUGAUGCUUGAUCAGCUUUUUGUGAAUAAGUCUGGAUCACAAAAAGAAGUGGAGGAUAUUUUGAAAUGGGGAACAGAAGAACUUUUUAAUGAUUCUUAUAGUAUGUAUGGGAAAGAUACAGUGGAACUUAAUCAUAACAAAGAUGAGGCAGUAAUAGAUACAGACAAUAAGCACAGGAAGAGAGCUGGUAGUCUAGGGGAUGUGUACCAGGACAAAUGUACAGAAAGCAGUAGCAGGAUCAUGUGGGAUGAAAAUGCUAUUUUGAAAUUGCUUGACCGUUCAAACCUUCAGUCUGGAUCAACUGAUAAUGCGGAAGGGGAUUUGGAGAGUGAUAUGCUUGGCUCAGUGAAGGCACUUGAAUGGAAUGAUGAACCAACAGAAGAACAAGGGGGAGCUGAAUCUCCUCCCAUUGUUACUGAUGAAAUCUUUGCACAAAGUUCUGAAAGAAAAGACGAUAAUGCGGUUGCUGGAAUGGAAGAAAAUGAAUGGGAUAGACUUUUACGAGUGAGAUGGGAAAAGUAUCAAGUGGAGGAGGAAGCAGCACUUGGUCGAGGGAAGCGUCUGCGAAAAGCUGUUUCUUAUAGGGAAGCAUAUGCUCCACACCCAAGUGAAACAUUGACUGAGAGUUGUGGUGAUGAGGAACGAGAGCAGGAACCAGAGCCAGAGCGGGAAUAUACACCAGCAGGACGUGCACUAAAAUCAAAAUUUGCUAAACUCCGUGCUAGACAAAAGGAACGGCUUGCUCAGAGGAAUGCAGGUUUAGAAUCUUGUCUUGGUGGGGGAAUACCUGAACCUGAUUCUGUCCCUAACUAUCCUUCCAUAAACUCCAAAGAAGGGGAUGUAACUGAAUUACAUCAAGCUGUCAGUGAGAAGAUUUCAGUAAUUGACUUAGAGGAUGACAAAUUCAUUCAGCCAGUAGAUGGUCCGAAGUGUAAGAAUGACAUCCCUUUAAGGCUGGGCAGAAUGUCAAAGUACAAAAUGAGUAGUCAUCUGGAUUUUCCUGUCAAUCCACUUGGUCAUCCAUCUCCUGACGUUUUCCUUCCUAGUCACCAUUUUCAAAGCACGAGUUACACAAACUCAGUGCCCACCAGCAACUUGUUACCAGUUCUGGGACUUUGUGCUCCCAAUGUUAAUCAAGUGGAGCCAUCAUAUCGAAACUUGUUAAGAGCAAAUGGCAGACAAAGUAAGCUGGGACCUGGACCAGAGUUUCCAUUCAGUCUGGCUUCUUGCUUCAGGACUUCAAUUGAGACAGAUGGGAAAAAUCAGGACUCUAGCUUGGACAAAGCAAAGAAACCAGAUGCGACUGCUGAAGUUGUGCAACAGGGUCUUAAGAACAGCAUCCCGGAUAACUGUCCUCCAUAUCUUCCAUGCCUGCCUGCUGUCCAAGGAAAAGCUUCUGAACGUUUAGAAAGUUGUGGUUCUACUUUCUCUGAUUUUCAAGAAAAGAUGGCAUUGCCAAACUUGCCAUUUGAUGAAAAAAUGCUGUCCAGAUUCUCACUUUCAGCAAAGACCGCACCAACUUCACAUCUUGACUACCUACCUAGCUUGUCAUUAGGUAGCAGACCUGAAGCUGUCAAUGGCUUCAUGCAGGACUUCCCAACAAUACCAUUACUGCCCAACCUAAAAUUCCCAGCACAAGAUGCAGUGAGAUAUAAUCAGAAGGACAGGGAGAUGCCACCCACAUUGGAUCUUGGACAGAUGCCGGCCACAUUUUCCUCAUUUCCUGAAAAACAUAAGAAGGUGCUUGAAAGCAUAAUGAUGAGGACUGGAUCUGGAUCAAGCAAUAUGUUUAGAAAGAAAUCGAAAAAAGACAGCUGGUCUGAAGAUGAACUUGAUUUUUUGUGGAUUGGUGUUCGUAGACAUGGACGGGGAAAUUGGGAGUCCAUGAUUAGAGACCCGAGGUUAAAAUUUUCCAAAUAUAAAACAUCAGAAGAUUUAUCAGCAAGGUGGGAGGAGGAACAACUCAAGCUCUUUGAUGGGUCAGUCUUUCCAGUUCCAAAAUCAACCAAGCCGACACAGUCUACUAAAUCUUCAUUAUUUCCAGGCAUUUCUGAUGGAAUGAUGGCCCGGGCCUUGCGAGGUAGUAGACUCACCACACCCCCAAAGUUUAAGGCCCACCUGACAGACAUGAAAUUGGGUUUUGGUGAUCUUAUGCCCAGCGUGCCACAUUUUGAAACAUCUGAUAGACUUGGUUUGCAAAAUGACCAGUUUGUAUCUAUGCCAACUUGGAAUCAUGAGAAGUAUUGGGCAAAUCAUCCUGGGGAGUCUUCUGCUGGACCUUGUGAAGGGCUGGGAACUUCUUCAAAUGUACCCAUUGACAAGCCAUUUCUGCUCAAUUCAUAUGGAACCAGUUGCUUAGGUUCUUUGGGUCUGAAUUGCUCGACCAGCUUUGAUGCACAGAUAAAAGAGGAUGAACAGUGUGCUAAUAAGUAUGGGAAGUUUCCUAAUCUCGAUUUAGGAGUUGGCGAAUCUGUCAGCUCAGUAUUGCUUCCUGAUUCCAAUAAAAGGCCGAAUCUUUCACACUUAAAGGGCGAAGAAGCAGCUGGAUGUAGUUCUUCAAAGGACAAGCUACCCCAUUGGUUGCGAGAAGCUGUGAGUGCACCCACAAAACCCCCAGAUCCCGACUUGCCACCCACUGUAUCAGCAAUUGCACAUUCAGUUCGAUUGCUAUAUGGAGAAGAUAAGCCAACCAUCCCUCCAUUUGUGAUCCCAGCUCCGCCUCCUUCCAUACCAAAGGAUCCAAGACGGACUCUAAAGAAGAAAAAGAAACGGAGCUCACAUUUGUCGAGGUGGGUACCGCCAGACAUUGCUGAAAGGAGUCAGGAAUUCCGAAGAAACCUCCAUGGUGGUAAUGCUGGUUCAAGCUCAAUCUCAUUGGCUCCAACAUUUUCACUGCAUCCAGAAUUGACCUUGGGAACAACAGCGCUUCCACAGAUUGAAUCUGACCUGAACUUGCGUCCUCUAAAUUUGAAUAUGAUGAACCCAUCAUCCUCAUUAGUACAUUUACACCAGCAGAAGAAAAUCGGCAUGGGAUUGUCCCCCUCUCCCGAAGUGCUUCAGCUGGUAGCAUCAUGUGUUGCUCCUGUCCCACAUAUGUCAUCGAUUUCUGGCAUGACGAACUCAAGCUUCAUUGAUGGUAAGCUUGAGGUAUCAAAAUCUGUUGACCUAGUCGGAUUCUCAGACCCGCAAGAUGCAUUUGAAAAAAGGAAAGCUGAGCAGAGCUCACCUUUUAAUGUAUGGAAUUCAAAUCCGGAGAAAUUACAGGAACGUCCUGAAAGUGGAGAUUCUAGCAAAACUCAGUCAGAUCCCCUUCGGACUGAACGGCCUGAUGGUGAGGAUAUAUCAUCUGAGGGCACUGUCUCAGAUCAUCUUGUAAGUGACCAUGAAUCAUAGCCGUAAUAUGAGACCGAAAACCUGAACAUAGCUAUUCUUUCAUGCUACUAAAAGUUUCAGGAUCUUCACCAAUGUGCUCGAAUUUUUGUAGGUAUGAAGUGAGUGAUGAACAGAAAAUAUAGGUUUAUUAGGACAUCUCUUGUAAAGGUUCUGUAGGAGAAAAUGAAAUAUAGUGUUGCUUGCUUGAUAUUUCUUAA